Messenger RNA from Ambispora gerdemannii, 411 nucleotides. The record is from the annotation of a GenBank genome assembly. NCBI's taxonomy places the organism in Eukaryota, Fungi, Glomeromycota, Glomeromycetes, Archaeosporales, Ambisporaceae.
AUGCUUGGAGCCGGUGAUUCAAAAGCGCAUUCACUCGUUGAUUUUAGAGAUAUUGAAAGAGCAGUGGAAAUUGGAAACUCGUUCUUAAAUCAACGAUUUUUCCAUUUCGAGAUACGAAUCAAAGAAAACUCUAUGCUUACUAUCAGUGUAAACGCAGACAGUCGAUGGGCACUAAUCGGUCUUGACGAUUUGGUCUCCGCUCUAUCAUUCUUCGCGAUCGAUGACGAUGGUCUAUUGCGACCUAGCUUGGAAGAUAAACACCAACUUAAAUUCUCGGAAGUUACGCGAGAAGAUUAUUUGUUGGGCAAGGAUAAAGGCGGCAAAGAGCGUAAUAGAGAUUUGUUUAAGGGUCUUGAGCAAAGAAAAACUCAUCAUUUUAAUUAUCCGAGGCCCGCACCACUUAAUCCAUAG